Molecule: messenger RNA, 1470 nt
Organism: Tupaia belangeri chinensis (Chinese tree shrew)
Lineage: Eukaryota; Metazoa; Chordata; Mammalia; Scandentia; Tupaiidae
Gene: MARCHF2
Product: membrane associated ring-CH-type finger 2
Exons: 6
Coding region: 152-925 (257 amino acids)
Biological process (GO): protein ubiquitination
Molecular function (GO): ubiquitin-protein transferase activity; zinc ion binding
Source: RefSeq, a predicted model, not a curated record
ACCCAGACCCACUGAGCACUGGCCUGGUGCGGAGAGUGAGUCGGGACCUCACGCCGCUCUCUCCCCCUCUCUGUGGGUCUCAGAUUUGGACUGGCAAGGGCCCCAGGGACCAUGGGCCUCGGGCCCUGAGGACGCCGGGCUCCCUGUGGCCAUGACGACGGGGGACUGCUGCCACCUCCCCGGCUCCCUGUGCGACUGCUCUGGCAGCCCGGCCUUCUCCAAGAUCGUGGAGGCCACAGGUCUCGGGCCACCCCAGUAUGUGGCACAGGUGACGUCGAGGGACGGCCGGCUCCUCUCAACUGUCAUCCGGGCUUUGGACACGCCAAGUGACGGUCCUUUCUGCCGGAUCUGCCAUGAGGGAGCGAAUGGGGAGAGCUUGCUGUCUCCGUGCGGCUGCGCCGGGACGCUGGGCGCCGUGCACAAGAGCUGCCUGGAGAGGUGGCUUUCUUCGUCCAACACCAGUUACUGUGAGCUGUGCCACACGGAGUUCGCGGUGGAGAAGCGGCCCCGGCCCCUCACAGAGCCUCUCCCCCUGCAGUGGCUGAAGGACCCCGGGCCGCGAACAGAGAAGCGGACGCUGUGCUGCGACAUGGUCUGCUUCCUCUUCAUCACGCCGCUGGCGGCCAUCUCGGGCUGGCUGUGCCUGCGCGGGGCCCAGGACCACCUGCGGCUCCACAGCCGGCUGGAGGCCAUGGGGCUCAUCGCCCUCACCAUCGCCCUCUUCACCAUCUACGUGCUCUGGACACUGAGGGUGCAUUCAUUCACCAGCGAGAGAGCGAGAGGCAGACAGAGAGAGAAGAAAUCACUCCCCAAUGGGAGGCAGUCACGCCACGAUCCCUUCUCCAUUUUUCCUUCUGGGUCUCCUUCCGCUACCAUUGCCAGCUGUACUCCGAGUGGAGACGGACCCACCAGAAAGUGCGUCUGAAGAUCCGGGAGGCGGACGGCUCCCAGGGCUCCCAGCACUCCCCACUGGCAACCGGGCUCUUGAAGAAGGUGGCAGACGAGACACCUGUGUGAAGGCCAGGCUGACAGAGAGCCCUGUGACAGAGACCAGAGCGAGUGGUGAUGCCCCGGCUCUCGGAGGGACGGAAACUGCCCGACCCUUCCCGCACGGCCAGAACGCUUCUUAGGCCGAGACACCCAGCGGAGCCCAUUCUAAGAUCCUGCGUGGAUGUACUUUCAGGUUUUUGCACAACCUUAAUGUGACAAGGACAGGUGGGCGUGGUCCUGAGCUUCGGAUGGAGCAGGCACCCUGAUCUCAUUCUGAGGUCCGUUUGGCACCUUCUGGGCCGCCAGCUGUGGCCAGCGUGUCAAGGACGCCCUCUGGGCUGGAAGGUUCCAGCAGGCUUCUUGCGCUUCUCUGCACCUGGCAGGCUCGCUUUUCUGGCACCCCUGACUUUAUAUAAAGUUGCACUGCGUUUCAAAAACCCCACCCCCCGAAUGAAUAAAAGGAGUUCUUGCUGGACAAAA